This is a messenger RNA of Radiomyces spectabilis, 774 nucleotides long. RefSeq lists its product as uncharacterized. Lineage: Eukaryota; Fungi; Mucoromycota; Mucoromycetes; Mucorales; Radiomycetaceae. The record is from RefSeq and is a predicted model, not a curated record. The transcript is spliced from 5 exons. The coding region runs from base 1 to 774 and encodes 257 amino acids.
AUGAACAAACCAGGAGUUCCAGAGUUUUCCGCCUUUGGACCGUCCCACUUUUUGGUACAAUUGUAUUCGUGUGGUUAUGCAGCCCAAUGCAAACUGAAGAGUUGUUCGGCCUUUGGAUACCUGGUAUGCCGAUCUGGAAGCACUUUCUUCAACUUCUACCGACCGUGCCGAGUCAAUCCAGAGAACGGACAAGAUUAUUAUACUCCUCCGCAAUGGCGUGAAGUGUUUGGUGAACUUGGUCACUUAUAUGCUGGAAAGAUAAUAGCAAGUAAGCUUCGACAUUUCAAAGAAAGCUUGCCUGUCUUCAUGAUCAGACAAGCAUCACUCCACGGGCUUGAAGAUCGACGGAGCGGGCUAUGCGGUCAAACCAGCAAGCGUGCGGAUGUGGGUGUCAAGACGGCCGCAUGGUACUACGUGGCAUACCAUCCCAAUGAACGGUGCCGCGAUUACAGUUUCGAAGGCAGGUUCUUCACUUUUCCUUGGGUUGUAUAUGACUACUUAUGUGAUUUGGCCAGCAAGAAUGGACAUCGCGUUCCCGCGGAAGAUCAGACCCAGCCGAUAGACGAUUUCGUUAUUAAAGAAAUGCAGAGGAAGUACGCCCGCGUCAAGCGCCCAAUCCAUUUAUCCGUCCACGUCAGUGAUUCUGAGGAAGAUGAUGAAGAAUAUGAUGAUGAUGACACCGAUGCGAGCAGCGAAGAAAGCGAAGAAGAAGAAGAAGAAGAAGAAGAAAUAGUGGAGACUAUGUCUUCUGUCGUACUUGCUAUGAUAAAAUAA